This is a messenger RNA of Hypoxylon trugodes, 2439 nucleotides long. RefSeq names its product HET-domain-containing protein. The record is from RefSeq and is a predicted model, not a curated record. The transcript is spliced from 3 exons. The coding region runs from base 325 to 2304 and encodes 659 amino acids. Lineage: Eukaryota; Fungi; Ascomycota; Sordariomycetes; Xylariales; Hypoxylaceae.
UGCAUCGAAUUAGAGAAGACAGUAAUCUCAAAUGAAUUUAAUUUUCUUAACUUUAUAAUUCUUCAUACUUCAUUAUGUAUUCUCCAUUACUCUCAGCUGCAGACAAUACGAAUUCGUUGACAGAAUGGGAUCGCAGUCAUUAUUUACAGACAAGGAGUAAUGGAACUAUUGAAUUCUUAAAGAGUUAACUGGCUAAGCUUUGAUGGCUCCAUACCAACCGCACCUUGACAGGCGCGACAGCUACCACGUCAGCCGUAGCCCAGUUAUGGCUCAGUCUUAUCAUGGCUCAAUCAUAAAUCAUAAAACGGCAAGGUGGCACCCCUUAUGCAGUGUCAAAUCUGCGGCUCCAAGUCUAGCAAUCUAUCCAAAAUAUGGCCUCAUCCCUCGGACAUAACUCUCUUAAAUCUCAAUGAUUGGAAAAUUGACUUGGAGAAUAUAUUGGAUGGCAGUUCAACUCAUACACCUGGCUGCGUGGUUUGCGAAACCAUCUUUUCACUUCUCAUCGACACAAAAGAAAACCAUAGCGAUCUUCAAACAUUUCGUCACUUCACCUGCAGGACCGCUUUCCUCAGAGCUCAUUUCGAUCCCUUCAGCCAGAAUUAUGUGCUUAUUCUGAACGCGCUUACGGCAUCACUAACAGACUUCUUCCCCAUUAUGAUCAAUCCACCAUCAAAUACCCUUAGAAAUGACAAGUACGAGUCAAGAAAUAAGAUUCCGGUUAGUAGCGAUUCACCAGAGGCUUUCGGGCUCGCCAAGAGAUUAUUGGAUACAUGUAGAAGAGAGCAUCUAAAAUGUGCCAGCUGCCAGAUGGAUUACGUUCCCUCUAGAGUUCUACACCUUGACCAUGAGGGUGUAAGGCUUGUUUUAAGGUCGGAAGUGAAGGAGGGAUGCGACUAUGUGGCCUUAAGUUAUUGUUGGGGCAAUUCGCAGUCCCUCAUUACAACAAAAUAUACUCUCGAGUCGCACAGGACUGGAAUCCCUUUGGAAGCUCUCCCAAAAGUAUUCAAAGACGCGGUCAAUGUCACAAGACGCCUUAGCAUGUGUUAUCUCUGGAUAGAUGCCCUUUGCAUCAUCCAAGGUGAUCAAGAGGACUGGGAGUCAGAGUCAGGUCAGAUGGAAAAUGUCUAUGGCAACGCAGAACUUGUCUUGGCCGCUGCAAUCUCACCUAAUCCUCAUGACGGCUUCUUACGGGAUCGAGCCUAUCUCCCCACGUGGCGCUAUGCUAGCAUUAAGAUGAAUACCCGAAUACCGCGUAUUAAAUUUACCUACCGCCUACUCGCUCGGCAUAAAGGUGAACCAUUAGAUUCCCGCGCUUGGGCGUUCCAAGAGAGGUUUUUAGCAAGAAGGUACCUAGCAUACCGGGAUGGGUGUAUGAUGUGGGAGUGCCGUGAAGGAAUCUAUUGCGAGUGUGGUUUCUUCGCCGAACAACUCCACGCCACCGCGACCAACCUCGAUUAUAUGCUAAGCUCAAGACCUCAAAUGGGACCAGCAGGUUUAUGGAGAGCAGAUGUCGUUGGAGUAUAUAGCAAGAUGGCACUUACCUUUCCAUCAGAUAAAUUUGUUGCGCUUUCAGCAGUAGCUUCGCGAUUCCAGUCUAUAACUGGCGACACUUACCUUGCAGGCCUAUGGAAAGAAGAUCUCGCCAAUCAACUAUGUUGGCGUACGUCCAAAAGAAGCUAUCCAGAAAGUUUUUAUGCUCCUAGCUGGAGUUGGGCUUCCGUGGACGGCAAGUUUGGCAUCGGCACCCAUCGUGCUGAAUCGGUUUUAAGCAACAUAUUGGACGCAUCGGUGGUGCCGUCAACAAUAAAUCGUUUCGGUCCUGUCUCUGAUGGCUUUGUUCGAGUUCGCGGCAAACCCAUUCUAGCAGAACUCCACAUCGGUAACUCGUACGUCAACGCCACACAGAUCAACCCGGAACCAGACCACGCCAACGGCAACAUACGGCAAAAUUGCUCGAUCGUGAUCCCCGACGUUGAAUGCCAGGAUAUGGAUUGCUCUAUCGAUGUGCCGCUCAUCGCAGAUGGCUUCAUAUUCGAUCCUGCGGCUGGGAAACCAGUGGAUUCUGUGAGAAGAAUCUUUCAUACCGAAAGGGACGUCUAUUCAAUACGUCCCGGUGCGUAUUCUGUCUGGCUAUUCCCAUUAAUACGCUACCGCUUCGAAUUUUACGCAUUGAUAUUGGGACCCUCACUCAGAAGGCCCGACUUGUCUGAUCAUUUCGAGCGCGUCGGACUCUUGAUGAUGAGAAACCCGCCAAAUUGGUAUGAAGAGGCCCAGUAUGAAACCCGCGAAUUCACCCUAGUCUGAAAUGCAGCCUUUUUGAAAUGGCCUCUUUUGAGAUGGGCAAUUUAUCUACAUGUGGGCGAUUGGGCAUUUGCUCCGAUCUCGGGUAGUUUCUUGCAAUACCCAUACCCACCACCGGCUAUGUCCGAGGUAUUUGCC